AUGAAGGCCGCAGUGAUGAGUAUUAAUCGUCAGUUUUCCAGCUCUGCUGCAACUGGGUUGCGCAAGAUUAAAGUUCAGACUCCCGUUGUGGAGUUGGACGGUGAUGAGAUGACUAGAAUUAUCUGGGAUAAGAUUAAGAGUAAACUUAUCUUACCAUAUUUGGAUGUGGAUUUGAAGUAUUACGAUCUUUCCGUGACGAACCGUGAUGCCACUAACGAUCAAGUUACUGUGGAUUCUGCUAAUGCCAUCAAGAAAUACGGUGUUGGUGUGAAAUGUGCCACUAUUACACCGGACGAGGGUCGUGUUAAAGAGUUCAAUUUGAAAAAGAUGUGGAAAUCACCAAAUGGUACCAUCAGAAACAUCCUUGGUGGUACUGUUUUCCGUGAACCAAUUGUCAUUCCUAGAAUCCCAAGAUUAGUGCCUGGAUGGGAAAAACCUAUUGUCAUCGGUAGACAUGCCCAUGGUGAUCAAUAUAAGGCCACCGAUCUUGUCGUUCCAGGUCCUGGUAAGUUGGAAUUGGUUUACAAGCCAACUGAUGGAUCCGAGACCAAGACUUUGGAAGUUUACGACUACAAGGGUCCUGGUAUCGCUUUGGCCAUGUACAACACAGACGAAUCCAUCCGUGGAUUCGCUCAUGCCUCUUUCAAAUUGGCUAUCACCAAGAAAUUGAACCUUUAUCUUUCCACCAAGAACACUAUCUUGAAGAAAUACGAUGGUAGAUUCAAGGAUAUCUUCCAGGAAAUUUACGAUUCCGAGUAUAAAUCCGAAUUUGAAAAGUUGGGUAUCUGGUACGAACACCGUUUAAUUGACGAUAUGGUUGCCCAAAUGAUCAAAUCUAAGGGUGGAUUCAUCCUUGCGUUUAAGAACUAUGAUGGUGAUGUCCAAUCCGAUAUCGUUGCUCAAGGGUUCGGGUCCCUUGGUUUGAUGACCUCUGUUCUAGUGACCCCAGACGGUAAGGCCUUCGAAAGUGAAGCUGCUCACGGUACCGUCACUAGACACUACAGACAAUACCAACAGGGUAAAGAAACCUCAACAAACUCCAUCGCUUCCAUCUUCGCUUGGACUAGAGGUUUGGCCAAGAGAGGUGAACUAGACAACACUCCAGAAGUCGUCGAAUUUGCCAACUUGUUGGAAAAAUCCACUUUGAACACUGUCCAAGAAGACGGUAUCAUGACCAAAGAUUUGGCCCUUGCCUGUGGUAACACUGACAGAUCAAGUUAUGUGAACACCGACGAAUUCUUGGAUGCUGUUGAAAAGAGAUUCAGAAAUGACGUUAAAUCUCUGCAGUGA
This is a messenger RNA of Kluyveromyces lactis, 1290 nucleotides long. RefSeq names its product isocitrate dehydrogenase (NADP(+)) IDP1 (gene IDP1). Gene Ontology annotation, biological process: isocitrate metabolic process. The transcript has a single exon. The record is from RefSeq and is a predicted model, not a curated record. The coding region runs from base 1 to 1290 and encodes 429 amino acids. Gene Ontology annotation, cellular component: mitochondrion. Gene Ontology annotation, molecular function: NAD binding; isocitrate dehydrogenase (NADP+) activity; magnesium ion binding. Lineage: Eukaryota; Fungi; Ascomycota; Saccharomycetes; Saccharomycetales; Saccharomycetaceae.